CCAACACUGGCGUUUUAAGUCAGCGUCACACACAUGCAAACAUCACCUUUAUUCGUAUUUCUGCGGUUCUAUAUUAUUUAUUUUUACAUUAUUCGCUAACGUAAACGUUUAGACACCGGAUAUAUUCUUACGGUUGUGCCGUGAAGGUUAUUUUUUGCAAAUAAGGGGUGUUUUAAUGCGUUUGAUUUAGCUCAGCUGGGCUUGUUUCCAUAGAAACGUGUAGUGCUAACGGAUGCUAAGCUGAUUUAUACACAGCGCUGUGCUGUAUGAAACGACUGAUUAUGAAAGAUUUUUAAUGUUAUGGAAGCGACGUACAUCUGUUUGGACAUGAUGUGAAAAUAUUGCAGGUCAAGCACACCUUGCUUAGCACCUUGUUUUGCAAGGAGACCCCCUGUAGAGAAGAGCUGAUCACACCCCUGAGAAGCGAUGUCUCAGUUCUCCAGCGAGGAUGAGGCGGAGCUCCAGAGCCUGCUGCGAGAGCUCCUGAAAAGUGUCAAAGAUAGAAUCUCAGGAGCACCAUCAGUAGAAUGUGCUGAGGAGAUUUUGCUUCAUUUGGAGGAAACUGACAAGAACUUUCACAACUAUGAAUUUGUGAAGUACCUGCGGGCAUAUGUAGAGAGCAGUUUGGGAACUGUUAUUGAAGAAGAGACUGAGAAUUUCACCAGGGGUGAUGGUCAUGCUAUUGGGCCGGGACAGGACACCCUGGUCCACGCUGUUACGAAGAGGACUAGGGAGUCCGCACAGUAUGUGUUUUUAUGACUCCUGUUACCAAGUGUUUCUUUUUAUAAGACGUUUUUGUGGAUGUUUGCUCACUGCAUGAUGCAAACAUAUCUGAACCAAUGCAAUGGAGAAAGUAAAUAUUGUCAGGAAUCUUUUGAAAAUGAAAAUAAUGAUGUAAUGCAGUGAUGAAAGUCAACGUACCAUGUGUUUUCCCGAUGUAACUAAUAAGAUGUUUUAUUAAAUACUUCACUUUCUCAUUGCA
Messenger RNA from Carassius carassius (crucian carp), 982 nucleotides. Its product is annotated as protein broad-minded-like. The coding region runs from base 427 to 759 and encodes 110 amino acids. The transcript has 3 exons. The record is from RefSeq and is a predicted model, not a curated record. NCBI's taxonomy places the organism in Eukaryota, Metazoa, Chordata, Actinopteri, Cypriniformes, Cyprinidae.